Molecule: messenger RNA, 1176 nt
Organism: Cadophora gregata
Lineage: Eukaryota; Fungi; Ascomycota; Leotiomycetes; Helotiales; Ploettnerulaceae
Exons: 2
Coding region: 61-906 (281 amino acids)
Biological process (GO): L-cystine transport
Cellular component (GO): vacuolar membrane; fungal-type vacuole
Molecular function (GO): L-cystine transmembrane transporter activity
Source: RefSeq, a predicted model, not a curated record
GCCCAUCUUUGAUUUCCCAACCUCCAUUCCUCAGAUGAACCGGUAACAAAGCUGCCAACCAUGGCAGUCUCUUUUCUUGCACUUCUGUCCUGGUCCUUUGGGUGGAUUUACACCACCUGUUGGUCACUUUCUUUCUACCCGCAGCCGAUCCUCAACUUUCGUAGAAGCUCAACUAGUGGCUGUACCAUCGAUUUCCCUACCGUCAACAUUCUAGGUUUCGUCGCAUACUUCAUAUCGAAUGCUGCUUUCCUAUACUCGCCGCAGAUUAGGGGCGAAUAUGCUGCAAGACAUCAUGGGCUCGAACCGACGGUCAAGUUCAACGAUCUGGCCUUUGCUGCGCAUGCCGUGGUUUUAAGCGCUUUGCUUUUGACACAGUUUAUUCCUUCGCUAUGGGGAUUCAAGAAACGGUCCAGAAGAGAUCCUGGAGCAAGACCCAGCAAACCCAUUUUGGGCGUGUUCUUUGGUAGUAUCGUUGGAGUUGCGGUCGUCGCCGUGAUUGUCGCAGCUAGACACGACGAGGAUGUGAAGACAGGCUGGGCUUGGAUUGAUGUGAUCUAUGCAGUAUCCUACGUCAAGCUAUUUAUCACACUUGUCAAAUAUACUCCUCAAGUCAUCACGAACUAUAACAAUAAAUCAACAGUCGGCUGGUCGAUCGAAGGCAUCCUCUUCGAUUUCGUUGGCGGAAUUCUUUCUGUUCUACAGCUCGGUAUAGACAGCUAUCUACAAGGGGACUGGGCGGGAAUAACUGGGAACCCAGUCAAACUGGCCCUGGGCAAUAUCAGUGUAUUCUUUGACAUCAUAUUCAUCAUUCAACAUUACUUCCUAUACACGAAACAUGGCAAAACUUUAGAGGAACAUGGAGAGGUGGACCCUUUAUUGAGUGACAGAGACGAGAGGGUUGAAUAGACAACUGCAUGGGUGGCGUACAUUGGAUAUGAAGCGUAUGUAAGAUGUAUGUAGAUGGACAGUAAGAUUAGAUCCGAGGACGGUUGUCUGUAAAUGUAGGGUAUCUUCUUCUGCUCUUCGGAUGUUCUAGCAUAGAUGGCACAGAUAUAGAUAAACCCGACAUGUACGGAGUUACCUAAGUUUCAACCAACUCGAAGUUCCGUUUACUGCCCUGGAGUGCUUACACUGGUCGUUGAGAAGCCUACGAGAAUCGCAUGGCAUCAUAAUCUG